GCCGCCGCCCGAGUACAAGGCCGUGCCGCCCGCGCUGACCCAGCAGCAGCCGCCGCAGCAGCAGCAGCGCUUCGCCAUGCGCCGCCCGCCGCACCAGCCCAUGCCGCCGUCCGGUCCGAUGAUGCGACCACAGAUGGUGGGAGGUGGCUACCUGCAGCAGCAGCAGGCCAUGGCAGGCCUCGGUGUCGGUGUCGGGGUGGGGGUGGGAGUGGGUCUGGGUGUGGGGCCGCACCGCUACGGUGGCCCGCAGGCCCAGGGGGCGCCACCGCCGCAGCAGCAGCGCCAGCAGCGGCCGCCCAACGUCAGCGUUGGGCCCGACACGGGGCUCGGGGCCCGCCAGGACUGGAGGCACCUCCUUGUCUCACAGCAGCAGAGCGCUGUCUUCAGGAAUGGAGCCGGCUCGGCUGCUGCUUUCCAGCAGCAGCAGCACUUGCACCAGGGGUCCUUCAGUAUGGCUCAGAUGCAGCAACAGCAGCAGCAGCAGCUCGUAGCAUCUAGGAAUCAGGGAAUGCCGACGUUGCAGCAGAUGAUGUCGCAACAGCAGCAGAUGGGCAUGCCCCCAGGACCAGGCCCUGGUCAGAUGUCAAUGAACCUGCAGAUGUCACAGUCACUAUCUGCGAGUGGAGUGCCCCCUCACCAUACUUCCCCUCACCUCCCCCCGUACGUCAGCAGCCCAGUGCUACAGCAGCACCCCACCACCACCCCAGUGAGCUCUGCUUCAAACUCACAGCCCCCACCAGACUUCAGUCUCGAGUUCCUCGAACAGUUGCCGUCAGGAGAUUCGAGUCAGUUUUCAGCCGCAGAACUUCUAAAUUCCCUCGAUGCAGGGUCGUCGUUUAAUUUUCAAGAUAUAUUAUAGGAAUGGUUUUAGGUGCUCUGUGCACCGUAAUGCGGCAGCAUUUUCUGGAGUGUGACUGUGUUGAGUUCUGAGUCCAGGUCCUUCACUUGGUGGACAAUCUUAGUGAAUCACAGACAUACAGCAGUUACCAAAUAAAUAAGAUGCAGUAAGGGUGAUCAUUAGAAAAUAGUUAAAGUGACCUGUCAGACGGAGGAUUUAGAAGAGGAGUGGUACUGAGCGGUUAGGAUCUCGAGAGCUGAACAUGACAUUAACAUUCCAGUAUUUGUUCUGUCAAGAGAGUCUAGUUUGGUUUGACUGUUGUACGAGUACUCAUCUCGUAAAGUGUAGAAUGUAACGAGGGACACAUUUAGGAAAUACAUUGGACAAUCGGUGAAUUCACUUUUAGUUAUGGCUGUGUGUAUCUGUAAGAAACAACAGUGUGGUAUAGUGGAACACUGAUAUUUGUGAUCUAGACCUGCAAGUCUGUUGUGAGCAGAAAUUCAACAUUGUGUCCUAUUACAGUGCACGUACACUAGCUAUCAAAUAUUGUAAUUUUAUUUAUGUGAUCCAAAUGAACAUUUCUCAUAUGAGCAGCUGGGGCAAACGCAGAUAACUGUAACCUCAAAUAUACAGAUACAAACACAACAUCCUGAGCUUAAAACCCUGUCUAAACCUCAGAUAUAAACUUAAGAAACAGUGUUGCUGUUUUUCUGUUUUUAUGCUGAUUGCACAAUGUUGCCCACUUACACAUACUUGUGUUCUCUUGCCAGUGCUUUCCAUUGUUUUUGUUGUAGUUAAAUUCAUUUAUAUUGUAUCAAACAACUCAAAUAAUUUUUAACCCAGUUUAAAUUGCCAUGAAAUCUUUAAUGUUUAUUGAACAGCAAUGCUUUCACGAAACACUGCAACCAUGAUGUGGUAAAUCAUUAAAUAUUUAAGAGAUAUUUUCAGUGUGUAAUUAUAUCUUUAAAAUAUUUUAAUUCUUGUCUCAGUUGCUUCAUUUGCAAUAAUUUUUUGUUUAUGGUGUUUAAUAUGCACAAGCUGCAUCAGGAUGUAAAGUGUUUAUCAGACAACUUGUGGCAGAUGCAAGGAAGUAUUCAUGUGAUGCAGUGCAGCUACCUCAGGCUUGUGAAUGCUGUUGAAGUGGAGUUGGGACCACCUCCAACCACCGAAGCUCUCAUUCUAGUAUGGGAUCAACCUUCAAUCAUAAUCUUUACUAACAGAUCAAUUAAAACUUCAUUAAAUGUUGACAGACAAAAAGGAAUCAGUAUUUUUGUUAACAAUUUUUGCUGUUUAUUUUAAGGGCUUGCAAGUAGAAGUUUAUAAGACAUUGAUAGGGAUAUAAAGAACAUAUUAUAUAUACUUAUAAUAUCAUAAUGUAUAUAAUUUAAAAUGAUCCAGAGAAAAAAAAUUGUUGAUAUUAUAAUAAUUGUUGUUCUUUUUGAAGUUAGUGAUACAGAAUGAACAUAACUGUAUGGGAAUUGAAUCAUUCCUGACAAGUUUCAAGCUGAGCCUGAAGUAGAGUAGGUACUGGUUGAAGUACAGUCAAGCCACAACACCAGUAGUUUGCCAUGUAAUAGGCUCACACCUAGAGAAUGGGUUCAGUAUUAGGUAAUAUGCUUCUCAAAAAGUGUCAGGUUUCUUACAGCGAGUUAUUUUCAUUGUAAGUGAUGAGGGAGGCUGUGAAGGAAACAGUUACUUUUAGGUGGCUCCCUCUUCCCCAUAAGGUCAUUAGGAUCUUCGUAAUUUUGAGACUGCAAUCUAGAGGAUUUCUGUAGCUUUUUUAGAUGUAACUUUGAGGCAAUAGAAAAUUAUUAUGUCUGUUUGCCAUGACACUGUUUAUCAGUUUUGUUCAAUGUUUUAGUAUUGGGCAUAUAUUGCAUUGUUAUUGUUUUUUGAGGAAAAGUAAAUAGAGGAACAAAAGUUUUAAAAUUACAAUCAGGUCAAUAAAUAGAGGCCUUUCUAAAGUUAGUGAUUAGAAUUUCCAGUGCUAUGGAAAGUUAAUAGUUCAUUUUAACAUUAACUUUGCUAGAAAUUAUCUUAUUCAGACAUUUUUUUUUUGUUUCUACAUCUGGUAAUAACAUUAGUAUCAUAUAUGCAAUGCAAAUUUUCAUAUGAAGCAGAGAUUUAAACCUGGAGGUUUCAGUAAUAAGGGACUUAGUUUCCAAAUUUUUUUUUUGUUUGAUAAGCAUCUUGGAUGUAAACAAUAUUCCAUUAUUCCAUCAUCUGAAGACAACUAACAAUAAAAUUUCAUUAAAGAAGAGGGGGAAGAAACAUUUUAAUUUGUAUAAUUCUCCUGAUGAUUUCUUCUCCAUUUAUUCAUGAAGUUUUCCAGGUAUAUUUAUAAUGUAUUUUAAAUUCUCAGUAUCUUUUAAGAAACAGCCAGUGUAGUCCAAUUCUGCUUAAUCAGAAUGCAUUUGUGUCAGUUAAUUUGAUGUCCUGCCCUUUUUCAGUUACUAGAUUACAGUUUCUAAGUGCACAGUCAUUCCAGUGUGGAUGUAGUUGUGGUCAUAGUUGUUUCAUUUACAGAGGAUUAUUGUAACUGGGUGUUGCCAUUACACAUUAUUAGCCAUAUAUUACUAAGUUCAAAUAUUUUCAGAAUGAUUUUGACAGGAAAAGUAUGGUUAUUAUUCCAGCUGAAGUUGACAAAUGUUUUGGUUUGACUGUACAUCAACCACAUUUCUGGUAUAUUGAUACUCAAUAUGUUGCUACAGGAAAACACCAAAUCUUUUUAACAUUUUGAUGAGACAAAGAGGAGAAAAAGUGUUCUAUGAGGAAACACAGUUUUCACUUCUCAGACUUUAUAUAUGAAUGUACAGUUUUAUGCAGUGUUGUACUAAGGUGAUGUCUGCGUGUGAAUGUGUGCAGCUGUGCCCUGUAGAAAAUUGUAUCAAUCUGUCAAAAGGGCACCCGCUUCUCUUGCCAAAUGUGUCAAGUACUGUAUGUAUACUUUUAUGAUUAUUUCAAAUGUUGUACAAGAUAGUGUUUUGUAUUUGUUCUGUAUUAAGUUUCCAUGCAAAAUUAUACAAACGUUAUAUUAUUAUAUAAUAUAUAUACAAGUUUAUCUAAA
Molecule: messenger RNA, 3905 nt
Organism: Schistocerca nitens (vagrant locust)
Lineage: Eukaryota; Metazoa; Arthropoda; Insecta; Orthoptera; Acrididae
Product: neurogenic protein mastermind-like
Exons: 4
Coding region: 77-859 (260 amino acids)
Source: RefSeq, a predicted model, not a curated record